AUGCCCUCUCCCAUCUACCCCGACCGUCUCAUUCGGCCUCUACCGAAGCGUCCAUUACGCUCUCGUCUUUCCCCAGAGGUUGUAAAGUCCAUCCGUUUUCCACCGGCCCCCCGUGUCUCUCGCCUCUUCUUUCGCUCCUACUCGGACUAUAGCGAAAGUCAUGACAACAAAGUGCAUUUGCAACAACAGCAUUCUGUUGACACCUACAACCAUGACGGCCAUGACCACAGCCCUGAUCGAGAUCAUCGCCACCCGUACGAGAAUGGCGUCUCAGAAGUCGAGAGCGGAGACGAAGAUGGGUCGGUCGUAGUUCGCCGAAGUGGCGGGUUCCGCGGGUCGUCGCUACCUCCUGCCACGCCGUUUCCCAACGGCCAGACACAGCCUGCGGACCUCGAGACGUCGCAAACAAAGUCUUCACCGGCCGGGCUGGAUGGUUACGAUGCAUUUGAGAACACUAAUAAUAAAAAGAAGCGAAAGAUACCCACCUCUGGAACGCUGGGUAGUCAUCAUUCUACCCUCACCACGGAUCUUGCGAGCAUGGGAAUAUCUGGGUCCAACCCUGGAUCGCCCGGUGGCCUGGGUGACGGGGGGACUGGCACAUAUUAUGGUUCUGGCAGUCCAGCUGCCUCGAAUGCUGGAAGCGGGAUCUCGGGGUCAGGGCGCGGCCGCUAUGGGCGUCAUACACCACGCACAUCAGGUAGCCGCGGUGCACUUCCGGUGCAUCCUCAAGGCGCCUUGUUGGGUGCGCGACCGCCUGGUAGUCCUCGGGAUCCGGCACCGCCUUCACAUAUCGGAACAGGUGAAAUAGGAGCUACUAAACCAGACCAAGGCAUAAUUUCAGCGGCAAUCGCAAAUGCAGCCGCGCUCACUCCCCCUUCCAGAGGACCCAACACCAUUCUCAGUCCUCUUGAACGACAAGCAAGCACGCCGCAGCCCAAUGCAACAGGGACACAGUUCACAUUCACAUGUGAAUCGGAUAGUUCGAAGAGCAUUGCUCUGCAUGCUCCAGGCACGUAUCCGCGUUUUCCAAUUGCACCGAACCCGCGUGACUUUGCUACUCAGGGAACGCAGACCAGUCCGAGCAUGGGCGCGAUGGGUGGACAGCAGCAGUUACCCCAACCGCCUGCCGGAGGUGCACCGGGGGCUAAUCCCGGUCAGAGACCCAAACGGUCUCGAGAUAGUAUAUAUGCUUUGGCAGCUCGGCGUCGCAAGAUACAACAACACUACACGAAUAUCCACAACCCGCCUAGCCCGGAAGAGAUCUGGAUGUGCGAGUUUUGCGAGUACGAAGCCAUUUUUGGAGAACCACCGCGAGCGCUGAUCCGGCAAUAUGAGAUUAAGGAUCGGAAGGAGCGGCGUCGGUUGGCGGAGAAGCGACGCCUUCUGGAGAAGGCGAAGAUGAAAGGCCGAAAAGGCAAAAAGGCCACCAAGAAUGCAGCCAAGCAGACGGGCACAGGUGCUCAACAGGCUCAGGCUGCUGCUGCUGCACAUCAGCACGGUGCUGAACACGCGCCACCGAUGAAUGCACAUCAUCCGGAUGACUAUCUUGGAGAGUACGAAGAUGAAACGCCGCCGAUGCCUACAUCAGUUCCUCCUGUACCACAGCCAAUGGCAGAUAGGCCGCCUGUAGGCAUGCCGAACACAGGAAAUUCUCCUCCUAUUGAAGGGUCAGCUCAAAUCAAAGGAGGAAUCGGCGACGGUGGCAUGGAUCGACCGUCUUGA
Talaromyces atroroseus is the source of this 1722-nucleotide messenger RNA. RefSeq lists its product as hypothetical. NCBI's taxonomy places the organism in Eukaryota, Fungi, Ascomycota, Eurotiomycetes, Eurotiales, Trichocomaceae. The transcript has 2 exons. The record is from RefSeq and is a predicted model, not a curated record. Bases 1 to 1722 code for a protein of 573 amino acids.